AUGUGGAAGAGGAAGGUGGGAUGUCGCGAUAAGAGCUCUGAGGCGCCCGAAAUUGUUACCGAAUACCAGCUUCAUAACAUUGCGAAUGCAUCUAAAAAAUCAAAUGGAUUACAUCACAAGAACACCGCUGCCCUCACCCUAAUACAAAUGGCGUCUCUAUCAGCCCUCCCGACUGAGCUGUUGAGCCAGAUCACCCGGCACCUUGUUACACCAAAAUACGGCUUCGAGGAUAACGGAAUUUGUAGUCUACGUCUCACCUGUCGCGCUCUGUGUUUGAAGACGCAAUAUGAAUUCGGAAAAGCAGCAUUCUCAACCCUCAGGCUCGACCUGCACGCAAAGCCGCUGCAGCUGUUGCUCAACAUCAGCAAGAGACCUGCGUUUGGAGAAGGAGUCAAACAGCUCGUGUUCGCGCAACUAGGAGACGAGCGUAUCGCCUUUCCCAGCGUGGAAGACGACGAAUUGGAUACGUUGAAAGAGCAGGUACUCUUCAUGUUGAGUCGGGUAUUUACAGAAGCCUUGCCCGGCUUGCCAAACCUGCAAGAGGUUGUGAUCAUCACUCCAUUCGCCGCGCGAUUCCGAAGAUACGAUGUUAUCCAAGGGUCUUCUUUCAUGGACACAUCCGUUUGGAAGGAAGAUUACGAUGUCACGGUGAACGUACUUCACAUGUUGAUUGCCCAGGCGGUGGGCGGUGCAGGCAUACGAACUAUGAGAACUAGGAGGUUUCGUCACUACACCGCAGCCAGCCUCGUACCGAUGGGCAGUCACAGAGCGCCGCGAUAA
Molecule: messenger RNA, 780 nt
Organism: Parastagonospora nodorum SN15
Lineage: Eukaryota; Fungi; Ascomycota; Dothideomycetes; Pleosporales; Phaeosphaeriaceae
Exons: 3
Coding region: 1-780 (259 amino acids)
Source: RefSeq, a predicted model, not a curated record